This is a messenger RNA of Condylostylus longicornis, 1377 nucleotides long. Its product is annotated as phenoloxidase-activating factor 2-like. The transcript has a single exon. The record is from RefSeq and is a predicted model, not a curated record. Lineage: Eukaryota; Metazoa; Arthropoda; Insecta; Diptera; Dolichopodidae. The coding region runs from base 68 to 1330 and encodes 420 amino acids. Gene Ontology annotation, molecular function: serine-type endopeptidase activity. Gene Ontology annotation, biological process: proteolysis.
AAUUGUUAAUUUAUUUUUAGAAAAAGAAAUAUACUAAUUAAUAAAUAUCAUCAAUAUUAAAGAGAAAAUGGCGAUCAAAUUAAUAUUAAAUGUGAUAAUUUUAAGUUUAAUUCUAAUUUUUAAUUAUGAAAUAAAUGCUCAAAAAGAAUCAAUAUCGUUAGAUAAACUAAUUGGCUUAGUAUUCGAUAAUAAAACUGGAGAUCAAAGUACUGAUACAUCAACAAUAAAAUCACCAUUAUCAAGUACAACUAAUUCACCACCAUUUAUUGAUCCAUACGUGCCAACAUAUGAACCUUGUGAAAAUAAUAAUUUAUGUGUACCAUUUUAUCAGUGUAAAGAAAAUGGUUCAUAUAAUUUUGAUGGUGAGAAUAUAAUUGAUAUACGUUUUGAUGAUACAAAACCAUGUAAGUCAUAUUUGGAAACAUGCUGUAAAACAGAUGUAAAAUCAAUUGAUCAAGAAGUACGUAAUCCCAAACCAAUUGAAAAAUUUGAGAAUUCAUGUGGUAAAAGAAAUAUUGAUGGUCUUGUAUUUAAAAUAACUGGUAAUAAAGAGAAUGAAGCUGAAUAUGCUGAGUUUCCAUGGCAAGUUGCUUUAUUAAAAGAGGAGAAAGUAGGUACAGAAAUUUUACAUGUGUAUUUAUGUGGUGCGUCAUUGAUACAUCCGCAAGUUGUAUUAACUGGUGCACAUUGUAUCGAUAAAUAUGAUAUAAAAGAUUUAGUUGCACGUGCUGGCGAAUGGGAUACACAAACUGAAGAUGAAAUUUUCAGAGAACAAGAUCGUAAAAUUAUAGAGAGCGUUUCACAUGAAAAAUUCUCUAAAGCUGGGCUACAUAAUGAUAUUGCAUUAUUAUUUACAGCUGAACCAUUUGAAUUACAAGGUCAUAUUAAUACAAUAUGUUUACCACCACCAAAUGCAAAAUUUGAUCAUGAUAAAUGUAUUGCUAGUGGUUGGGGUAAAGAUGAAUUUGGUGUUAAAGGUAAAUAUCAAGUAAUAUUGAAAAAAAUUGAAUUACCAUUUGUACCGCGUGAUCAAUGUCAGGAAAGAUUACGUGAAAGUCGUGUUGGUAAAUUAUUCCAAUUACAUGAAUCAUUUGUAUGUGCUGGUGGGGAAUUAGGUAAAGAUGCAUGUAAAGGUGAUGGUGGUGGUCCAUUAAUUUGUCCAAUACCUGGACAAAAAGGAAGAUAUUAUCAAGUUGGUAUUGUUGCAUGGGGUAUUGGUUGUGAUGGUAAAUAUCCAGGUGUAUAUGCAAGCACUUCAUAUUUAUAUGAAUGGAUUGAAAAUGUUUUAAAAAUGAGAAACUUUGAUUCAAUUCAUUAUACUGCUUUAUAAGAAAAUAUACUAAUAAAAUAUUUUGUAAGAAAUGAUAUUUUUAAAAA